CUAACAAUAUAUACAUACACAAAGAGUGAUACAUAUAUAUAUAUAUAUUCAUGUAUACAACGGAGAUGGAGAAGAAGAUGAUGAGUUACGUCGUCGUUUUGAUCGUUUUGUGUUGUGGGGUUACUCCGGCGAGAUCGGACGGUUCCGAUCAUAAGUACAAGGCCGGAGAUCAGGUUACUAUGUAUGCUAACAAGGUUGGUCCUUUCCAUAAUCCAAGCGAAACGUACCGAUUCUUUGAUCUUCCAUUCUGUGCACCAGCUCAUGUGACUGAGAAAAAGGAAGCUCUUGGUGAAGUCUUAAAUGGUGAUCGAUUGGUCAGUGCUCCUUACAAGCUCGACUUUAUGUACGACAAGGACUCAGAAAUAGUGUGCAAAAAGAAGUUAUCGAAGGAAGAAGUUUCUCUAUUCCGUAAUGCCGUUGCCAAGGACUAUUACUUCCAAAUGUAUUAUGAUGACUUGCCCAUUUGGGGUUUCUUAGGGAAAGUCGAUAAGGAGGGAAAAACAGAUCCCAGCGAGUACAAAUAUUACCUGUUUAAACAUCUCCAUUUUGAGAUCUUUUACAACAAUGAUCGUGUGGUUGAGAUCAAUGCACGAACUGAUCCUAAUGCCUUGGUUGAUAUCACAGAGGAUAAGGAAGUAGAUGUUGACUUUAUGUACUCUGUGAAAUGGAAGGAGUCAACUACUCCUUUUGAGAAGAGGAUGGAAAAAUACUCACAGUCAUCAUCAAUGCCACAUCACUUGGAAAUCCAUUGGUUCUCAAUUAUCAACUCCUGUGUGACAGUUCUUCUCUUAACUGGUUUUCUCGCAACAAUUCUUAUGCGCGUUCUUAAGAAUGACUUUGUCAAGUAUGCACAUGAUGAGGAGGCAGCUGAUGACCAAGAAGAAACUGGGUGGAAAUACAUUCAUGGUGAUGUUUUUAGGUAUCCGAAGUACAAAUCGUUGUUGGCUGCUGCUGUUGGUUCUGGUACCCAACUCUUUACAAUGACCAUCUUUAUUUUCAUUCUUGCACUUGUUGGUGUUUUCUAUCCUUACAAUCGUGGAGCUUUAUUCACUGCACUGGUUGUCAUAUAUGCUCUCACGUCUGGGAUUGCUGGCUAUACUGCAUCCGCUUUCUACUGUCAACUAGAAGGAACAAACUGGGUCAGGAACUUGAUAUUGACUGGGGCAUUGUUUUGUGGACCGCUGUUUCUCACAUUCUGCUUUCUUAACUCCGUUGCUAUCGGCUACACUGCCACUGCUGCGCUACCUUUUGGAACCAUCAUGGUCAUUUUUCUAAUAUGGGCUCUUGUAACAUCACCUUUGCUCGUAUUGGGAGGGAUAGCUGGAAAGAAUAGUAAAUCUGAAUUCCAAGCUCCUUGUCGUACCACCAAGUAUCCAAGAGAGAUACCGCCAUCGCCUUGGUACCGUGGAACUCUGUCUCAGAUGGCAAUGGCUGGGUUUUUGCCUUUUAGUGCCAUAUAUAUUGAACUUUACUACAUAUUUGCAAGUGUUUGGGGUCACAGAAUUUACACAAUUUACAGUAUCUUGUUUAUAGUCUUCAUUAUCCUUCUAAUUGUCACCGCUUUUAUAACCGUGGCAUUGACAUACUUCCAACUUGCUGCUGAAGAUCACGAAUGGUGGUGGAGGGCUUUCCUUUGUGGUGGAUCAACUGGACUGUUCAUCUACGGAUACUGCUUGUAUUACUAUUAUGCACGUUCCGAUAUGACAGGGUUCAUGCAAACCUCAUUCUUCUUCGGGUACAUGGCUUGCAUCUGCUAUGGUUUCUUUCUCAUGCUCGGGUCUGUUGGUUUCCGUGCAGCCCUAUUCUUUGUCCGUCACAUAUAUCGAUCGAUCAAAUGCGAGUAAAGUUGUUGUCUGUGGUCUUCUACAUCUCACAGAUUGCUUUCCAGAUUUGGUAAAGGCCACAAUCAGGUGUCAAAUAGGAGCAUGUAGGAGAAUUCAUUUUCUUGAAAAGAAGCUUGUAUUAUCAUACAAUGACAAAUUUUUUUCAUAUAUAACUAGGCAUUUUUCAUUUGCAGCUCAAAA
This is a messenger RNA of Solanum lycopersicum (tomato), 2024 nucleotides long. RefSeq names its product transmembrane 9 superfamily member 4-like. The record is from RefSeq and is a predicted model, not a curated record. NCBI's taxonomy places the organism in Eukaryota, Viridiplantae, Streptophyta, Magnoliopsida, Solanales, Solanaceae. Gene Ontology annotation, cellular component: membrane. Gene Ontology annotation, biological process: protein localization to membrane.